AUGUUUUCUCUUGCAGUUGCACUACCUCAACAUGGACCGUAUCUAAGUCCAAGUUACCAAAGAUCUUCAAGGGUCAAAAGCGAGACUCAAUCUUAUCCGCAUAAUUCUGUUACACAAAGACUUCCAAAGGCUAAUCCUUGGGGUCGUUAUGGGGUUUCUCCUUGGACAUCACAUGGAACUUACAUGGAUAAAAACUAUCUCAAAAGUAUCUCAAAGAAGGGUGAUUUCCAUACCCAUAAAUCUCUAGCCAAUACUAAAAACGCCGCAUCUCGGUUGUAUUGGAAACCACAACUAAGACACAGCAUGUUUUCUUUGUCAAAUGAAAGAACAAAGAAAACGAGUAUUCCUCAUACGGGAAGAUCGUUCAGACUUAGACCCACCAUUAAAAAGGCAACGCUUUCUCCAGAAUCACGUUGGACAAGAAACCAAGUAGACAGUAAAAAGAAGAAAAAACAGUUCAUAGUAGCAAACUGGGGUGGCUUAGGACUUGGAAAUGGUUAUGCACUUGGGUUAACAGGGACGCCAACGGCCACGUAUAGCGCGGGACUCGGAACGGGUUACGGGACGGGUCUGACUACUGGUCUUGCCUCUAAUUACGGCGCUGGGAUUGGAACUAUGCUUACAACCGGGACAAAUGCCUUGGGUUCAGAGGGAGUCUUAGAUACCCGGCAGAAUUUUGGCACAAACUACGGUACGAGCAACAGCCAAAGUUCUCUGGGAUUAAGCGACCUUUCCGCAGCAGGACUUAGCUCCUUGACAUCCCAAACGGGAGUAAAUUAUUUAUCGAAUUUAGCUGGAGGAGGAGAAACAUCCGAUUUAAAUUCUUUAAACUCCAUAAACCAAUACCAAAACAGUGAUUUGGAUAUCUUGGACAAUAAUAGGAAUUCAAAUACUGGAUUAGCCGGGCUUAACUCUUUCGAUGGAACUGCACAGAGUCAACAAUAUGCUGGGAACAAUAAUCUGCAAAACUCUUUGGAAGGGAAACUUACUGUGGGUGGUGGAGGAAGACAGGGAAUUGGAGGAUGUAAGUUCACAUAAUUUUUUCAUUAACUCCUUAGUCGUUUUGUGCAGUAAUUUAUGAAUCGGAACAGUAGAACAGAUAAAUUGCAAGAAAGGUAAAUCCGAGGCCAAAGUAGGCCCUACCUUUUGCACCAAUACAUUCUGCUGACUAGACCAAAGUGGUUUUCAAUGUGUCGUCCUUACUAAAAAUUAUGAUUAUUAUGAUAAUGAUAGAUUUUUACCACCCUAAUAGACCUUUUUAGCUUUUAGCAAGAGAGGAUAAAGGGGACAGAGAAGGCAUCCCCCAUACACACCCUAUUCCAUAGGUAAUUCGUCCCGAGAUAUUUUUAGAAUCCGAAUAAAGUUACCUCGCGCGCUGCGUGGAUGUUUCGUGGAGGUUUCGCAUGACUAAACGCCGUGCAAAACAUGUCGGGCCAAAGGUAAUGAAAGCGUAAAGAGAUCGAGAGCAUUCCUGAAUAUUGAAGCGAAAUGACUCGGCGCUCACCUGGGAAAAGGAAAUCGCUGGACUCUUUGACAACCCACGAAAUCAGUUUAACUGGAAGUUGUCGUAACCUCAGUGCCUUAAUAAAAUGAGAAAUUUCGCCGGUCUUUUGAAACCGGUCGUUUGUACAAUAAAGCAAGUAGGACGCCAAGUGUUAUUUUUGUUGAAUAAUAAAAGACUAAUAAAAGAAUGAAUAUCAAACCAGAAAUUACUCUCUUCAAACUGUAAAUUGUAAAUGAUCGUGAGAGAAUAUUCAGUGUGUUAAGGAUUUCCCUGCUGUACUGUUAGCUCUAUACAAGAGAGGAAGGCUGAUUCUUUUAUAUUUUCGUUUCCCUGACACAGCGUUAGCAGAAAUCUCUCUUUAGUCGUUCUCGUCAACAAGACGAAUAGCAAUAUCGCUCUCCGCAUCUUCCGCUAUUUUGUCCUGCGUUAAUUCGUGAUGGGCGCUUGGCUCUGAGCGUGGGUCAUCCACGCGGAACACAUUCGCGCGAUGUGACGGCUGUUGUCAAAUCCCCCUUGAGAUUUGGUGUUGUUGGUGUUGUGGUGUUAAAAAUAACUCGAGACGAAUUACCUAUGGAAUAGGGUGCCGGUAUGGGGGAUGCCUUCUCUGUCUCCUUUAUCCUCUUUUGGCUUUUAGGUCAUUAUUUUCCUAGUUAAGACCACGUGAUGUUCUCAGGAGAAGUUGCCCUUUUCAUUCGUUACGCACACAUAAUUAUGCUCGUGUGGAGCGCGUCAUUUAAAAGAAUCAAUUUUCUUGGGUAACGUCACAUGGUCUGCGAUGAACAGACAAGCUUAAAAGGUCCAUUAAAGGGUAUCGUCCCUUGAAAAAUGCUAUGACUAAUUAGUUUGCACUCAAGGAUUUGGAACUUGACAACGUAUCCCAAUCUAGGGGCAACUCUGAGCAUUACAAAUUUCAUCGCUUUCAUAAAAGUUUCAGUAACUUUCUAUCUUAAGUAUAAUUUCAGGAAGGUGGCAUCAUUUUCAAUACUGAAACUUGUUAUUGCUUUCAAACAGCAAUGGAUCUUGGCAUGGAUGGAUUAAAUGACCUUGGUGGAGGCAACAGCUUGUCUGAUAGCUCCCUGCAGCAGCUCAUAGGGCAAAUAAUGAACACUGGUGGAGGAGGAGGGGUUGGGGCUGGUGGAGGGAGAAUGGGAGGUGGAGGGGCACGUAUAAACGACAAUAGCGACAACAUGGAAGGGGACAUGGGAAAUCUUGACCUUGGAUCACUCGGGAUUAAUCUUGGGGGAAUGGGAAAUAAGCAGGGAAAUGGAAUGGGAAACGCAAUGGAUAAUGAGAUGCAAGACCUCGGAGGGAUGGAAAAUAACAUGGGAAACGAGAUAGGUGGUAUGGGAAACGCAAUGGCAGGAAUGAGUAAUGGAAUGACAGGAAUGAGCAAUGGUAUGGGAGGAAUGGGUAAUGGAAUGGGAGGAAUGAGUAAUGGAAUGGGAGGAGUGGGUAAUGGAAUGGGAAUAGGAGGUGCCGGAAUAGCCAUGGGGAUGGGAGGUAUGGGACAUGGCAUGCACAUGGGGGGUAUGCAUAUCGGUGGGCAUGCUGCAGGGACUAUGGGAGGCCAGGAUAUGACUAACACAGAGGUGAGUGAAAUAAAGCAAACACUCAGCGAGACUACAAACGUCUAUUUUACGAUAAAAGAGCCCUGCUAACUUUAAAACUGUGAUGGAAUCGUCAAUUGGUCAAAUAUGCUGAUACACAGAGCAAGGGGAAGGGGGGGGGGGAGGUGGUUGUAUCUACAGAAAUUUAUAUUCUAAAAAAAAUGUUUCAGCAAUAAGUGACAGAAGACAUUUCUGAUGUCGUUAUAAAUGGUCUGUAACGAAAGUACCAUAUUAUAGUUUUAUAAAGGCGCAUUUUAAAGGUGACUCUAAAAAAUCGUUUCAGCGCUGCUUUAAGACAUGGCCUGAACAAUCUUUCCUUUUCCUAAAAUAGCCGAUGGGUUACAAGGAAAAACACCCGCAAAUAAUUCAUCUUUACUUUGUGUCUGUCAUGUGUUUAAAUACCUAAUAAUCUAACGUGUUACUAUCCCAAUAAAGGCUAGUGACAACUAUGAAUGAGGCAUCCAGUUUUUUGGUUUUCUGUCCUUUGUAUUUGGAUAUAUGUCACGUGAACAUUGCUGUCUUAGGUCAGUUCUGUGCCUAGGCAGUACUUAGUGCCUUUACCCAUUCCUAAAAUACUCCUGGAGAAGAUAUGAAACAAAUUUCACCAGGAAGCACUAACCUCAAUCAUUUUUUGUUGUUUUUUUGCAAGGAUAGCAUUAAAACGUUAAUACGUUCGCCAAUUUAACCCUUGUCCAUCCUUACCAUACUUAGAAACAGCAGACAGGAAACAGUUUCAAUGCCUAAAUUUAGUCUUAGAUAAAAAAAAAGGGACCGUUAUUUUUGGAAGUCACUUCAGGAAUGCCAAGACAUUUUUUAAAAGAUAGCAAGUAGCCUAACAUGACCCCUUUAAGAUACCAAUCGAGUGACACAAAAAGUUUGAAGUUCACAUUUAGAUACAUUUUUUACAGUUCCUAAGCAGUGAUUUGUGUGUUUUAUUGUUUAUUAAUCAGGCAGACGAUGCACAGCCGUCUGACUCCCCUGAUGAGCAGCCUAUGACAGGUUUCGGCAUGCAACGUCCACUGGCCAUUGCGCCUAUCGUACCUGGACAAACUGUGCAUGCGCACGCUAGUGACAAGCCAAAACGACCAACUUAUCCGACAUCCGACGUCUCACCAGCAGAUAUGGCAUUGAAGGUUCAACUUAAAGCACAUAGAGAACAUCAGAUAAAACUAAAGGUGAGAUAUAAUGGAACGGCAUUUAAUUUUUUUACGGGUAGCCAACGCGACCGUUGUAAAGUCUGUCGAGUGUCGGCUAUUUCCUGGGCCGAGUUGUUCAAAGCCGGGUUAAGAUUCAGGGCGUAAAAACGUAAUGAGCAUGCGUGAACUUUUUUGCCCAGAUCCCCUGGCCGGGUUUGAAAAAAUGGCGGGAUUUCAAAUAUUUUUUUGCCUAAAAAUAAAAUGUUUCCACUCAUAACCUGGAAAGAACAAGCAAUUUGUCUUCAAACGUUGCAAGCUAUGAUUACUUAAUUUUCUCGAAGAAUACCUCAUAGUAAAACGGACUUAAACGACAUUAAUUUCGUUGCGUUGUACUGGAAAUGUGCAUGCGGAGGUCCGAUUUUUUUCAAGAUGCAUUCACAAAAUGUGUUUAUAUAAGGAAGUUCCUGGAUAUAUAAGGUCCGGAGCUCCACUGUGGACACAGAAACAACAUAUCUUUGUACAGUGAUUUGCCCAAAAAAAUUAACGCUUGCCCACAAUGUGUUUGAAGUCACCUAACUUUGUCGCACUCGAGCUGAUAUUUAAAACCCACGCUCGAUCGCACACUCGUAGCUUCGCAGAUCACUAAAAUAUAAACAAAAUCCUCAAUAUAGAUUAGUUAUUGCGUUGAUAUGUGGGCAGAAAUAGGUCAAUCUUUAUCUAGUAAAAUCUUCCCAAAAAUCGGUUUCAAAGCAACUAUAGUUUUUUAAACUUGAUCGUUUCACGCAGAUAAAUUUUGCUUUGUCGUGUUGUCAAGUUGAACAUGCAUCACACCUGUCAAAAACCUAGCUACGCGUAGGUAAGAUUUCUUUCAAACAAAGUUAAAGUUACAUUGUUGCAAAAACUUUAAGAUCGCAAAGACAUGAGACAAGAAAAGAACAAUUCCAUCAUGCACAAAAUUCAGCUUAAGUGAACUUUAAAAAAGCUUCAAUCGUGUUCAAUAAGGUUGCAAAACAACAAUUAUCAUUAAAAAAACAGAAGGCUAGAGGCUCUUGGCUGACAAUGACAAUGAAGAAAUGAAUUUUCUGUACGAAAACAACCUACCUAAAGAUCUUAAAAGCAAAAGAUCAAUUUAAAAGCUUCCGGCCAAGCUAUGAUUCACCAUUUAGCCAUGUUUAAUAACUUGUCCAUGCGAGGGACUUCAUUCAAGCAAAUUAAACUCACUAAAUCAUUAGAAAGUACAGAAAACUGCACAUAAGGGUUUGUUUUGCAAACUACUGUUUUGAAGUCAUUGCAGGCAGUUGUCGUUCUCUACUUCACAGCGGGUGAAAAGGAAAAUUUGCGUACAGAAAGAAAACAAAACUAUUAAAUAAAAAAUGAAAAGAAAAAAUUAAACCUCUGACUAUUAUUACUUGAACAACAGAAAAAGGAUCGAAUGAAGGUAAAUUAAAAAAUCUGGGCAAAAAAGUAACCGUAACUACUAAUAAGAGAAUACAAGCGGGUUUUAAUUCAGCCCGGCGAUAGAAGGCGAAGCACUGGACACAAAAUCAACUCACAAAUCGAAUGCACAAUUAACAGAAAAAUACUCUCCUCUUUGAAAAUGUUCAAAAUGUUUAUUCCACCUCAGACUGACGGAAUGAUCCGUUCUUUCUUUAACAUUGGUUGUUCUGAAUCCAAAGUAAUUUUCAAGGACGAAAAACAACAACAACAACAACAACAACAAAAAAGAAUAAAAACGCUUUACAGACCUCUACAAGGAGCAAACGUUCGCACCUCGUGCAUUUGACAAACAAAGGACAGUCGACACGGCCAGUCAACACACAGAAAAGCCCGCCGUGAGCCUGCGAUAAGGGAUGCGCAGAAUCUUGCGCAGAACGUUUUUCCUCCCUGAAGGGUUAAAAAACACCCGCAAAUAAUUCAUCUUUACUUUGUGUCUGUCAUGUGUUUAAAUACCUAAUAAUCUAACGUGUUACUAUCCCAAUAAAGGCUAGUGACAACUAUGAAUGAGGCAUCCAGUUUUUUGGUUUUCUAUCCUGUGUAUUUGGAUAUAUGUCACGUGAAUAUUGCUGUCUUGGGUCAAUUCUGUGCCUAGGCAGUACUUAGUGCCUUUACCCAUUCCUAAAAUACUCCUGGAGAAGAUAUGAAACAAAAUUUCAUCAGGAAGCACUAACCUCAAUCAUUUUUUGUUGUUUUUUUGCAAGGAUAGCAUUAAAACGUUAAUACGUUCGCCAAUUUAACCCUUGUCCAUCCUUACCAUACUUAGAAACAGCAGACAGGAAACAGUUUCAAUGCCUAAAUUUAGUCUUAGAUAAAAAAAAAGGGACCGUUAUUUUUGGAAGUCACUUCAGGAAUGCCAAGACAUUUUUUAAAAGAUAGCAAGUAGCCUAACAUGACCCCUUUAAGAUACCAAUCGAGUGACACAAAAAGUUUGAAGUUCACAUUUAGAUACAUUUUUUACAGUUCCUAAGCAGUGAUUUGUGUGUUUUAUUGUUUAUUAAUCAGGCAGACGAUGCACAGCCGUCUGACUCCCCUGAUGAGCAGCCUAUGACAGGUUUCGGCAUGCAACGUCCACUGGCCAUUGCGCCUAUCGUACCUGGACAAACUGUGCAUGCGCACGCUAGUGACAAGCCAAAACGACCAACUUAUCCGACAUCCGACGUCUCACCAGCAGAUAUGGCAUUGAAGGUUCAACUUAAAGCACAUAGAGAACAUCAGAUAAAACUAAAGGUGAGAUAUAAUGGAACGGCAUUUAAUUUUUUUACGGGUAGCCAACGCGACCGUUGUAAAGUCUGUCGAGUGUCGGCUAUUUCCUGGGCCGAGUUGUUCAAAGCCGGGUUAAGAUUCAGGGCGUAAAAACGUAAUGAGCAUGCGUGAACUUUUUUGCCCAGAUCCCCUGGCCGGGUUUGAAAAAAUGGCGGGAUUUCAAAUAUUUUUUUGCCUAAAAAUAAAAUGUUUCCACUCAUAACCUGGAAAGAACAAGCAAUUUGUCUUCAAACGUUGCAAGCUAUGAUUACUUAAUUUUCUCGAAGAAUACCUCAUAGUAAAACGGACUUAAACGACAUUAAUUUCGUUGCGUUGUACUGGAAAUGUGCAUGCGGAGGUCCGAUUUUUUUCAAGAUGCAUUCACAAAAUGUGUUUAUAUAAGGAAGUUCCUGGAUAUAUAAGGUCCGGAGCUCCACUGUGGACACAGAAACAACAUAUCUUUGUACAGUGAUUUGCCCAAAAAAAUUAACGCUUGCCCACAAUGUGUUUGAAGUCACCUAACUUUGUCGCACUCGAGCUGAUAUUUAAAACCCACGCUCGAUCGCACACUCGUAGCUUCGCAGAUCACUAAAAUAUAAACAAAAUCCUCAAUAUAGAUUAGUUAUUGCGUUGAUAUGUGGGCAGAAAUAGGUCAAUCUUUAUCUAGUAAAAUCUUCCCAAAAAUCGGUUUCAAAGCAACUAUAGUUUUUUAAACUUGAUCGUUUCACGCAGAUAAAUUUUGCUUUGUCGUGUUGUCAAGUUGAACAUGCAUCACACCUGUCAAAAACCUAGCUACGCGUAGGUAAGAUUUCUUUCAAACAAAGUUAAAGUUACAUUGUUGCAAAAACUUUAAGAUCGCAAAGACAUGAGACAAGAAAAGAACAAUUCCAUCAUGCACAAAAUUCAGCUUAAGUGAACUUUAAAAAAGCUUCAAUCGUGUUCAAUAAGGUUGCAAAACAACAAUUAUCAUUAAAAAAACAGAAGGCUAGAGGCUCUUGGCUGACAAUGACAAUGAAGAAAUGAAUUUUCUGUACGAAAACAACCUACCUAAAGAUCUUAAAAGCAAAAGAUCAAUUUAAAAGCUUCCGGCCAAGCUAUGAUUCACCAUUUAGCCAUGUUUAAUAACUUGUCCAUGCGAGGGACUUCAUUCAAGCAAAUUAAACUCACUAAAUCAUUAGAAAGUACAGAAAACUGCACAUAAGGGUUUGUUUUGCAAACUACUGUUUUGAAGUCAUUGCAGGCAGUUGUCGUUCUCUACUUCACAGCGGGUGAAAAGGAAAAUUUGCGUACAGAAAGAAAACAAAACUAUUAAAUAAAAAAUGAAAAGAAAAAAUUAAACCUCUGACUAUUAUUACUUGAACAACAGAAAAAGGAUCGAAUGAAGGUAAAUUAAAAAAUCUGGGCAAAAAAGUAACCGUAACUACUAAUAAGAGAAUACAAGCGGGUUUUAAUUCAGCCCGGCGAUAGAAGGCGAAGCACUGGACACAAAAUCAACUCACAAAUCGAAUGCACAAUUAACAGAAAAAUACUCUCCUCUUUGAAAAUGUUCAAAAUGUUUAUUCCACCUCAGACUGACGGAAUGAUCCGUUCUUUCUUUAACAUUGGUUGUUCUGAAUCCAAAGUAAUUUUCAAGGACGAAAAACAACAACAACAACAACAACAACAAAAAAGAAUAAAAACGCUUUACAGACCUCUACAAGGAGCAAACGUUCGCACCUCGUGCAUUUGACAAACAAAGGACAGUCGACACGGCCAGUCAACACACAGAAAAGCCCGCCUUGAGCCUGCGAUAAGGGAUGAGCAGAAUCUUGCGCAGAACGUUUUUCCUCCCUGAAGGGUUAAGAUAAAACAGGGUUAGUGCGAGGUUUAAAUUCAGAUUUGAAAGCUUAAAAAGCAUUUUAGCUUUAAUUCUUUUUGUCUACAAGUUGAUGAUUGGAAGUUCUAAAAAUAACAGAGAAAAUUAUCCGAGAAAAUGCUUUUGAACAUAAAAAAAGAAACCAGGUUAAUUUAACUCCGGGUUUAUCACUAAUCGGCCUUUGAACAACUGGGCUGGAUUACAAUGUUAAGGUUUUAACUUUUAAAUUCAAGAGUUUUAAAUUUGUUGAAAAAGGGUUACCUAUUUGUAUAGUUCUAUUUAAACAGGACUUUCAUUUUGAAAGCUGUUUAAUUUUAAAGUGUGACUUCACUCGAACUGCUGCUUUGUGUUAAGCCUGAGAGUUACCUGCUAGCAGAAAGGUCUCUCAUCACGGCACGAGAAAAUGACAGACAGAGAGAGAUCUCUGCAGGCCCCCCAAUGUGUUAUCUAUCACGCGUGUACAUACAUGUACUGGCGUUUCUUUAACAACCAGCAACAUUUUAGUCACAUGCGAGACAACUUACAGAACCGGCUUGCGCGAUAACAACUGUGGGAUCAGAAAUUUUCAGGUUUAGUCUCAACAGGGCACCAGCAACUGUCUACCACAAAUGUGGUCGGUGACUACAUGAAAGAAACACGUCGAAAGCCGGCCGAGGUCUCUCACUUUCCUCUCCUUCUUCUCUGGCCGUGAGAGACCUCUGCUAGCGAGGAAGCCUGAGAGCAAGUUCUCUUUUGUUUUGGAGAGGGGAAUGGGUCAGAAAAUUUGCAUACAAUGCUGGCAUUUAACCUGAGAAAAAAACAUCCUAUUUCUCCAAAGGAAUUGAAAAUGAAACUUAGAAGGCUUCGAGAAAAAUUGCGGAGAUUAAAAACUGAAUACAAAUAUAGUGAUGAUGAGGAAGAAACGGAAAAAUCAGAAAUGGAGACACUAAAAGACCUGAAGAAAGCCACCGAGCAGGCGAUCAGGGAACUUCAAGUGGAGGCCGCUAAAGCUGACAAAAGAAAAGGUUGGUUCAUUUGAAAAAAAAAAAAAAAACAAAACAAAACGAAACAAAAAGACAAAUGAUUUGUUAUCACGCGUUCUUAAUGUUUUGAUUUUUUAAAGACUUCAUCUUUAGACUGAAUUGGUGGCCGAAGUUUUAACUGGUUUUUAGACAAGGAGAGAACAUUUGUGUGAUAAGAUAAACGAUUUGCUUGAUUUUUAGCUUGCUACUGUUUUAUCAUUACAAUAGGGUUACAUAAUUGGUUUACAUUGUAUUCCUUUUUUUGUAAGUCGUGAGAAACUAUCGGAGACUGCGCGAUAAAAUACCUUUCCUUAGUUAUACGGUUAGAGAUUAUAAUGCAGCAUGCAGAAGCCACCAACAACAAUAAUGAUAAUGACAAUAAAGAUAAUAAUAAUAAUAAAUAACCCAAAUCUUUUAUUGAUAACAAAGCUAACUAUAAAAAAAAUCCUAUUUACAAUUAAUUUCACUAUUCCGUCAAAGCACUAUUUACAUUAUUUCUUUCCUUAAUAAUAAUAAUAAUAAUAAUAAUAAUAAUAAUAAUAAUAAUAAUAAUAACAACAACAAUAAAACUUCAAGUGUCAUUAUCACGAAGGAAAAUCGUUUCCACUAUUAUUUAUUGACACUACCUUAUCACUCACAAAAUAAUAUUGUCCAAUUAAUUAAAGAAGAUAAAAAGAGAUGGUACAAAGAUAAACACUACCUAAUUCUAAUUUAUUUUUAAAAGACCAAUAAAAUGUUAAAGUUUAAAAUAAAUUUUUAUUUUAUCCCUUUUAACGGCAGGUGUCAAGAAACUGAUAUUCAUUCAUAAUGUUCCUGAAUCAGGAAAGACAAGUGGGCUGGAGGACCUGGGUACGGACUUGCUGGCCCUUAUUGAGUCAAACAAACCAACCUCCGGACCCGCCGCUAAUGGCCCUACUCGUUCCAGGCCUCUUGCUCUUAAACCGGCUGCUCCAACAACUCAGAAAGCUCAAAAGAAGGAGCCCAUUCAGGACGAUACAAAUUCACUCACAGAACUUGAAAAACAGGCUGAACAGGAAGUGAAUUUUAUGACAAACAUUAAAGACAAAGGUAUUGUGUAACACUCUAAGCUCCAUGUGAAAGGUUUUAAGCUCAUUUCACAAACUCUACUUCUUACAAGGGAGAGAAUGCCAUUUAAGUUCGAAAGGAAAUAUAUUUUUUUAAAACAUUCACUGAAGUUGAAAAGAGGUUAGUUUACUUCUUCCCCGCUUGUUAUUUUUGCUCUCGCAUGGUUACCUAAUAGACCUUGUCACGGUUUUCGACGCCAUCUUGACGAGUAGGCAAACGCGUGAGAAAUUACUGACAGUAUUUGUAUGAGAAUCUAAUGUAGAAUAAUUUCCGUAGAACGGCUGUUCUGAAAAAAAUAUGAAUUGUAAACUAAAGCUUAAUUCCUAAGGAUUCUACUGAAAAAACUGAGGGCGUUACAUGCGCAGAACCACUUUUUAAAAUUUUCUAUACAUUUAUCUGUAAGAAAGUCCCGGGAAAAAUUACAGACAAAUAUAUGCAAAAUCUAAAGCAAGCCUCUGAAGAAAUUUAAGCACAGGUACGCCCCCAAAAUUUUUAGCACAAUCCUUUGUUUUGUAGCUUUAGUUUACAAGUCAAACUUUUUUUCAGAACAGCCAUUUUACUGAAGUUAUUCUACAUUAGAUUCUCACUGACAAACACUGUAAUUUCUCACGCGUUUGCCUACUUAAUUGUCAAGAUGGCGUCGAAAACCAUGACAAGGUCUAUUAGGCCAUGACCUCAACCAGUUCAGUUUCUCUUUCUCGUGAAUUUUUUGUAGACGUUUAGAAACACAAGCGUCGAUAUGAGGGAUAAAAAGUCUCUUCUGGUGUUCUGAUCGGCUGGGUUUACCAUAUGCUCUAUUUUACAGCUGUUUUUGUAAUACUGAUUAUCAUCUGUACUCUAAUCAUAGUCAUAACCAUACCUAUCACGAUGCUACUUGUUUCAGAGAAUCACCGCUAUACACAAUUUUGAAGGGCAUGUACAUGUAUGCCCGUACUAACACCUGAUUUUUCCAUUUCUAUCGCCAUUGCAUUUUUCUCUACUAAUGGCACUGCCGUAACCGAAACCAUUAUCAUAAUCACACCAUGACAACUUAAGCCAAUACCUUUCCCAUGAUAUGCACAUUGCCAUUUCUUUGUAUGUAUUAUCAGCGAACUGUUUCUAUUGUGAUUGCCAUUAUCUUUACAAUCACCAGUGACACUAAUUCAAACGUAUUGGCGUUAGAAUUAGCAUUAGUUGGAAUAAUGCAUAUGCAAUGCCAAUACCAUGGCUAAUAUACACUUAAUGUCCGAUCCCGAGGGAAACAGUUAGUUUUGUCUUCCCGAGAGUCCUGAUGUUUCCCGAAACGAAGUCGAGGGAAACACCAGGACUCGAGGGAAAACAAAACUAACUGGUUUCCCAAGGGACCUGACAUUAAGUGUUUUGUUAUAUUUCUAGACUUGACUUCAACAGCAACAAACGAAUAACCGAAGCGAACCAAAACAGUCGACUCGGUGCUUAUAACAACACAAAUUUAAUUCUUAAAACCACUGAAUGAAUCAUUUACAAAGUACUUUCUUAUAUUAUCUGUAUCUUUUUCCUCCACUAGCUGCUGUUUCUCUUCUGGAUGACUUUAAAAAUUGUUGCUUUUUAGCUUGAGGCUUCGUGUUUGUGUUCAAGUUGUUGUGUUCAUUCACGAAAAAGAAACCUGGCAAUGUUUUUUCCCGCCUUCAGUCACACCACUUUCCACCAUGCUUUGAUCACGUGCUGUAAUGUAGCCCGAGCGGGGUACAUUAUACACUAAAUGUCAGAUCCCUAGGGAAACAGUUAGUUUUCUUUUCCCAAAAGUCUGAUGUUUCCCGAGACGAAGUCGAGGGAAACAUCAGGACUCGAGGGAAAACAAAACUAACUGGUUUCCCGAGGGACCUGACAUUAACUGUUUUGUUAUAUUUCUAGACUUUCACUUCAACGUACUUCAGCAGCAACAAAAGAAUACGCUUAAGAGGAGCGAAUCAAAACAGUACGACUCGGUACUUAUAAGAACACAAAUUUAAUUCUCAAAACCACUGAAUGAAUGAUUUAAAAAGUACUUUCCUUAUAUUAUCUGCAGCUUUUUCCUCCACUAGCUGCUGCUUCUCUUCUCGGAUAACUCUGAAAAUCGUUGCUUUUAGCUUGAGGCUUCAUGUUUGUGUUCGGUUGUGAAUGUUGGUGUGUUCAUUCACGAAAAAGAAAACUGGCAGUGUCUUUCCCGCCUUCUGUCACACCACUUUCCACCAUGCUCUGAUCACGGGCUAUAAUGUAUCCCGAGCGGGGUACAUUGCUUGAUGUAUCACGAUCGGGAUACAUUUGAUUUUAGUCAAGGCCACGUGACCAAGAAUCAGCCAGUGGCUGUCCCUGUUUAGUUGAGUGAAAGUCUAUGAAUAUAAUAAUCCUUAAUGUCUCACGAUCGGGAUACAUUUGAUUUUAGUCAACGCCACUUGACCAAGGAUCAAAAUGAUGGCAGUCCCUAUUUAGUUGACUGAAAGUCUAGGAAUAUAACAAUACCAUUUACUUAGCAUUCGCAUUCCCAUCGACAUUACCGCUGGUAUUAUUAUUGUCACCGUCAGUAACAGCAAUUCAUAAGCAUUCUAACCACUAACAUUGUGGUUCCCGUUACUCUCACCAUUGCUAUUAGCAUCACUAUUAAUUUUAGCAGAAACAUUACCAAUACCAUCCCCAUUAUCAUCAACUUCGCUUUUUUUCUUGCUGGAAGCCUCACCAAAUACACUGAAACCAGGAUUAGAUAUAGAAAUUCCAGGUAAAUACAUAAAGCCCUUGGUCAUUAUAAUAUUAGCUGUACAGACCUUAAUACUAUUGUUAUGACCAAGGAGUCCGAAAAGGUGCGAUUUUUUUAAAUUUCACAGCUAAACAGAAUAGGCUGAAUCCAGGACUAAAAAUUAAGAUUCCAGGUAAGUAGUAGCAUUAGGGUAUCCUUGAUCUUGCCUGUAUCUUCUGUCGCGGAAUCCUUAUCAAUUAAUGAAGUUUGACGUUCCGCACGUGAGAAGGAUUUGGAAAACACGUGAAAAAAAUAAAGAAAUAAAUCCUCGGGACAGGGGAAAUGAGCUCCCUGUAAGCUCCCGGGACGACGGCCUAAUAAUCACUAGAUAAGGAUCCCGCGAAGGAAUCAAAAGCUUAUGCUUCACGAGGAGGUGACCAGUUCUUGUUCAAUGCAGUUUAUAGGUUGUGUCACAGGGAGUGCGACAAACAAGAGAAAAUAACCUUGUAGUGUAUUCAGGUUUACAGACCUACUAUGGGUCCCGAUGUUCUGAUUAUCUCUAAAUGCAACCUUUACAAAAUUUCGUUCUUUCUCAAUCAACUGUCACUUAAUUUGCAGAACCGGCAGAAGUAUCUCCAAAUCAAAGUACAAGUAAGUAAAACGUUUUUAGACAUAAUGUUAAAUCAGUUAAGCAACCUGGUAUUAACUUAUUUUCAAAGAAAGGUUAAAACUAAGAAAAAGCUACAGUUGUAUAAAGGCAGGGUUCUCGCCACAAAACAAAUCAAGUUAGUUUAUCAACUUAACUGAAUUUCAAUAAAUUUUUUAACAAAAUAAAACAUCAUGAAUCUUUUGAUGCAAAAAAUUACGCUGACAAAAAUGCUUGCUGUUCCGAAAAAGUUUCCCCGCCGAAAUUUUGCUAAAUGAGCAACAAAACUGAAACGGAAAAGACUGUCACGGUUUAUUCAUUAAAAGAAAUAUUUCACAGCCCCCCUUUAUUGACUCUACUUAGCCUUUUCUCUUCCCCUAAUCGAACAUAUUCGCCGGAAGAAAUACGUGGCCAUGGUACAUGUUGCGUUUUCUUUAGAUUAAAAAUAACAAGAAUAGUUAGUUCAGGAUCUUUGUAAUAGUAAAUCGUGUUGGCAGGGAGAAGGAAAAGUGUGCUAUAGAGCAACAUGAUAUAUACUACUUUCCAUACGGGUGGAAAAGAAUUCAUCAAGACUGACUGACUGCUAAUCUUAUUACUGAAGGUUCCAAAGCAGACAUCCGCAUGCAUGUGUUUGGGGCACAAAUUGCCCCACGAAGGAAUGGAUAUCGCAUGAGUCCAAGUAGGCAUCAGAAAAUUAUCUAAUCCAGAAAACCUAAUGAUAAAAAGGGAUUUGAGAAAGCUUAUAAGAUCGACGCUCUUUUUUGCCGAAUAGUUUUUUUUUUAUAUUUAAGCUGGACCAAGCAAGAGCUAAUUAAAAUAACGUGACAUUUUCAUAUCUUUCGACUUAAACGUUCGUCGUGAGGAGAAUUGACAACAAAAAGGAAAAGGAAUAAUAUCCCAUGAAAAAGUUAUAAUUGUUGUGUGCUCAUUUUCUAAAAAUGUAGCUGGAAUUAUUCCGUGCUGGAAAGAGACAACUUUCCCUUUUGUUAAGUAUAACAGAGUCAGUAAGGACCAAAAUUACAGCCACUUGCUGUUGCCGUCUGCCAUCAGUCUGGAUUUCUGUCAUCGGAAAGUGCGAACACACUCACAAAACCAUUUUAUUAUAACAUUAUAUCGAAACACGCAAUCCCUAACACGUGCAACAACGGUAUAUAAACAAACCAAUUUUCACUGAAAUACUUUUGAGAACGUGAAAACCAACUUCUUCACGUUCAGAAAACAGCAACGACAAACGGCAAAAGUGAAAAAUGGCGGGAAAAUAUAUCGCUUGGUUUUCUGUGCCUGUUGAUCAGUUGUUAACGUAAUUAGCUCAAUCUAAUCAGCCCGCGUCCACUACCUCUAAAUCUCCACAUGUUAAAGAUGUGUUUUAAUUUACUUGCAGCUCCACACUUGAGUGUACCUUUAAGACCAAAAGUAAUAAAAACACCAGGAGGCCAGCGCCUACUUAAUCCACUUCAGCUGAACAACUUGGCACAAAUAUUACCAGGUAUACCUAACUUAUAUCGCGCGUUACAACAAAGGUAAUUAGAGCACUUAAGUGUCUUAAGGUUUGCUUCCAACUUUAUUUUUGUUACCUCAGUUGCUAAAUCCUGGUUUGACAGCAAAUUUCUUCAAUUUGAAGUUGUCGUAGCAGACUUUUUUCGUUAACGAAAGUUUUGACCAUCAAGAGCAAAAUAUUGUACUUCAAAACUUGCGGCAUCGCCUUUUUACGCCAAUUUCAAAGGCGCAUGAUUGAUUAGUUAAAAUUUAUCAGAUUUAACCAAUUAGCAGUAGGGCUGAUAAUACAUAAUCGGGGCCCAAAAAGUGUUGAAUUUAAGAGUGUUCUUCUCUUAAUCGAUGCAAUGAUGUAAAGGGAAACGGGAAUUUCCCAUUUCCGGUGCUCGUUCGCUGUUGCCGAUUUCCCUUUCAUAAACGGUCGUUGCCAUUUUUAACGGUCGAUGGAACAAAGCCUUUAUAGGCAUGAACUCAUAAUAGAUGUAAUAUAUCCCCUGGAUUAAUUAGCAAUUAAUGAAUAAGGCUGAGUAGGAUAUGAAGAAUUAAGCAGAUCGAGGAGGGUGUUAUCUACGGAGGCCGAAGGCCGUGGUGGAUAACACCCUCCUCGAUCUGCUUAAUUCUUCAUAUCCUACGAAAGCCGAAUUCAUUAGUUGCUUUAUUAUUCAUUCAAAAUAAUUCCUAGUUUAAAAACAUAGCUGAAACAUGCUUACCUGCAUCGAUGUUAAGUUCAUCUUCGAUACUGUACGUCUAGGUUUGUCCAGCUCCGUAAAUAUUUUCCAAAUAGCAGAUGUCGCCCUCCGAGUUGUCUUCUUGCUGUUUUUUCCAUGUUUUUAGUUAUUAUUUCGCCUUGUUCCAACUGUAGUUCGUACUCUUGAAACUAGUGAAAUGUCCGCCAUUUUUUUUCACAACUAAAACAACUCAACCUCGUCCCCAGGUCUCCUCGGUUAACGGUGCCUUAACCUGUAGAGGGCUGCAUUUUUGACGUCUUUUCCUUGUUAAACACAAAAUUCUUCCAAAUCUGGUCAUCAGUAAAUGGUUAUGGUGAAUUAUGCGUGUGCUUUUAGCCAAUCAAAAUUGGGGAAAUAUUUUGAAUGAAUAAUAACUUACAAUAAGGCACUGGAUAAUACAUUUUUGACUGGUACUAGUAAGAAAGAACGACGUUGAAGCCCAAGUUCAAUUUACGUUAAAAGUUUUGGAAAGGGCUAGUAAGGUCGCCUGCUACUGAUGUGUCAGUAAGAAAAAACGUUUGCUAGUUUAUAUUUACAUUUUUCCCAAAUUUAAGCGGCUCGGGAGGGAAGGGAGAGAAAUUAGGAUACGAAAGGUCCAGGUUCGAUCAUUGGUUGCGAUCUGUUUGUUAAAAAUGGCAGCGACCGUUUACGAAAGGGAAAUUUGCUUCGCAGUUCUCCGUUUCCCUGUGAAAACGUUUUGAUCAAAAGGUAAAAUAAAUAGAGAAGGAAAUAAAAAACAAAGGCUAAAAAACCUAACUAAAGGUUGAUCAAGAGCUUCGAAGUUUGUAUUACUGAGAAAUUACUGAUAUCACAUUUAUAAGCAAGUAAUUUCAAACUGAGAAAAUGCUUAAAAAAGUUCCAUUAAAGAAGUUGACCAAAGAUAUCGCAGUGAGGUCCAAUAAACCGAUGCAAAAAGAUGGCUAACCCGGCUAAAAAACUAAGGUCAACAAAUUAAAAUAAACAAUAGUUUUAAGAAUACUGUUUUUUUUUUUAGAUAAAUUCCAUACCCAGGGUGAUCUUCUUUUUGUCUUGGAAUUGAUAUAGGAAUUUUCUGUUAUAUUUCAGCGCCAGUGGAUAAUUCAAGAGAUAGGAAAUUUCAUCCCUCUCGACCACUCAGUAAGAGAAUACUUUCCCUUUAUACCUAUACUCGUUAAAACAUUCUUGUGGCACUUUGUUUUUGGGGUUUGAAAAAGUACAAAGAAACCCGACUCCACCAGCUCUACCCCCCCUCCAAAAAAGUACGCUGUAAUUAUACAGUUUUCUGAAAGUAAGGUGUUGGUCAUAAUACAGAGAGCGAAUCCGACCGCAAACUGCAGUAAUUAGCUAGGACACAAGGACGGCAUUUUAUUUUCGGUUUUAACUCCUGCAAAAAUUACAUAAUGCUAAAAAAAAUAUCUUUUAUAUCGAAGCACAAAGGAAGCUCCAACUUAUAAUGUUAUUGGAGAAACUUUUAAUCAAAAGCAUGUUCUAGAACGAAGUAGAUCUGGGACAGUUCAGAUUAAAGCUAUAGCCCUACAUGGUGAUUGUAGCUAUGAAGGGACCUAGAAUCGUAACAAAGGCUUCUUUAUCUCUGACAGAUGGAUCAAGAAGAAUUUUUCACCCUCCAGGUCAGUAUUGAGCAUAAUUUUCAACACUUUUAACUUGCUACAAGAUAUAGUAGUAUUUUGUGUUACAAAUGUCCGUGAAACAAUGGUAUAAUGGGCAUCACCAUGGUUGUAUUUUUUAUGAGCAUGGAAACUGGGUUAUAACACAUUAAACGAAAUCAGUUUAAGGGCUCUUUCUAUUGGUAAACGUUAAGGCGCACAUGGGCAGAAAGGUCCACUCCACGGAGCUGAACCCGAAUUCUUUAAGAUAAAACACCCAAGAAUAUUACCACACUCUCUUGAUUGGAUGCGAUGACAUGGCAGGGUAACCCUCAGCGGUGUCCGCUGUACUGCAGGUGAAGGGUCAAUAUGUCAAGCAAAGUUUCAAAUGUGGGGAAAUAACACAACGUUAGCACUUGAGUUCUGGGUGUGAACUGCUCGACCACCUUUAAUUUCUGUUAGUUUAGGGUCAAAUUUGACGAGCUACGUGAAACGUUAAAUUUAUCAUCAAACUAACAUCUUUUCUAAAUAUCAAAAGUAUAUAUGCUUUAAGUGUGGUCGUUGAGUUAAGUGUAUCGUUAUCUGAAAGCAGGAGGGAAAAGUGUGUCCGCCAUAUAUAUUUCUUUAAAGUGCAAUUUACUCGUAAGCUAAUCCAGAAAGAAGCUUCAACUGUAAUAAUCCCAAAAUGGGUGAACUUUGCAAAAAUUUUCAGAUAUACUCAGUAUUUUGUCGUAAAACAGUCGAACAGCCGAGUACUUAAAGCUUUUAGUCAAAAUAAAGCUGAGCAUCUUUUUUUCUUGCCAGGUUAUUUUAGUAUCGGUUGCUGGAGAGACCAGCCUGAGAGGGCUUUACCAAGCCUGGAGGGAAUAUUUCCAAUGUUGGAUGGAAACGAUUACAAAGCCCGAAAAUUUCCCAUAAAGAAAUGCGCCACAAUAGCCAGAGUUCAAGGAUUUCCAGCCUUCGCCUUAGAAAAUGGUGGCCAAUGUUUAGGUGGGAAGGAUAUUCUACAGACAUACAACAUGUAUGGGGCCUCUAGCGCGUGUGAGGCGGAUGGACGAGGAGGUCCCUGGAGUAUGGAGGUGUAUAAGUUCACAAGUAAGUUGUUUAUUAUGUGUGGACAAAAUAGCGCGAAUCCUGUGUUCUGAUUGGCCACCCGAGCGGACAGGAUGGCUGCACCUUUCCCGCUAGGAAUUUCCGGCAACCCCUUAAAGAAAAAGAAGGCUUUUUGGUUAUAUAAUAAUCUUUUAUUGGCCAAGCUUGUUCGGUCAAGAUGACUGGAUAUUCAGGCUCGUUUUUUUAGCAUUGUUAUGAACGGACGGAGACGGUCAACAUCUAGCAAUCUUGAUUGAACAAGCUUGGUCAAUAACUCAUAUUAUGGGUAUUGUGUUUGACGUGGCUCUAAAAUGCACUUUAUUUGAGUGUCAAUGUAUUUAGCACGAAAGUACUAAUUCGGGACACUCUUUUUACCUCUCCUACUGGAGACGGAACCGCCAUUUUUCGUGGUCAUCCGAGCCACGGAAGGACUAGCCGCUUGCAGUGCAAAGGGAGUACCUUCAUUUCUCAGUUAUUUUAAGACCCUGAGUAUGGGUCCGGCCCUGGGAAUCGAACCUCCUGAGGGAUUGACCUAAUUUCGAACCCGCGGUAGAAUCACAAAGAAACGAGUGAUAAGUUAACAACCGACCGGGGGUUACAUUGUGGUCUGGAGAAUCGUGCUCUUUUUAUCUUUAAAUUGGGAAGAGGGGCAAUCCCGACGAGUUACGUUUGAAACUAUUGCCUCUUUAAUUACUGCUUAUAGUCAAAUUUAUGGCAUAAAGGUUCAUUUUCAUUUUGGCAUCAACUCAGUGAAAAUAACUUUGUUUUUCAUAUUUGUUUCCAGAACAUACACCAUCCCGUCGAGGUGGAAUUCCUCGCUUGAAAAGCGUAAACUCUCCACUGGGUAAAAAAAAAAAAAACAGCUAUAGUCAGUAAAGAGAAAGAGUGAAGGCUUACAGAGUCGGUUCAUGGUAUGCUAUACGCAGAUGCAGACUGUACUGUCAUAACUCAUGAGAACGAAACACAACUCUAUCACUCGUUCCAGCUUCUUUGUUUUGUUCGUUAAUGUGGUUCAUCUGAGAAACAAGUUAAAUAUACUGAACAAGCUAUCCACCGGCAUUGGGGAUAUUGAUGAAUCUACUUAAAUUUAGAUGUAGUUGCAGUUUUUGCACUGAAAAAUAGUCGAAAAGUGUCAUUCAACGAUGGCAAUGAAUAGAACACUGUCAUAAGAUUUGCGGAAUGGAAAUUCACGGGUGUAUCGUUCACCCAGGUAUAUUUACCAUAGGCUCCCAAGACGUCGCCAAGAGCACAUAGUAAGCUACAGGAAGGCAAGUUAGAUACAUAAUGAGAAUAUUGCAUUUUGCUCUUCCGUUCGUGUAGUAUUGGGGAGCCAAUAUGUGGUGCCAAUGUUAUUUACCGGUAUGUGCAAUUCGCUUAUACGAAAACAGUGCAUAACCAACAUAAAAUCUUUGAUUAGGAUGACAUAGAAGCUUUGAUCCUGGGAAAACAACGAUCACAACAACAACAACAACAACAAAAGCAAUCUAGCAGUUUCAAAGUUUUUUCAAGGUAUGGGCUUGACCUUGUGUACCAUACAACAAAUUCCCCAUGCAAGGAACUCGAUAAAUCGAGACCGCAAGUAUGCACGUACGUACAACGGGACAGUUGGUCCUUUGUAAUGCUUGCAUCAUGCCUCAGUAAUGGUGUAUCUAUUCUGCGUGUACCUUAUUCUCACUUUGUAAGCUCAU
Messenger RNA from Porites evermanni, 20830 nucleotides. NCBI's taxonomy places the organism in Eukaryota, Metazoa, Cnidaria, Anthozoa, Scleractinia, Poritidae. The record is from the annotation of a GenBank genome assembly.